Messenger RNA from Hibiscus syriacus, 796 nucleotides. Its product is annotated as respirasome Complex Assembly Factor 1-like. The transcript is spliced from 4 exons. Gene Ontology annotation, biological process: mitochondrial respirasome assembly. Lineage: Eukaryota; Viridiplantae; Streptophyta; Magnoliopsida; Malvales; Malvaceae. The coding region runs from base 46 to 453 and encodes 135 amino acids. The record is from RefSeq and is a predicted model, not a curated record.
UAUACUGAAUUCUUUGUUUUACUUAUAUUAUAUUUGUAACUUUUUAUGAGGGAAAAAAUGACUAUGAAAGAAGCGAAAUCAGGUAAAUUGAAUGCCCAGCAGCAUCAACAACACGAAAACGGUCACUUCUCUCCGUUCCAAUUCGUCAAGUUAUUAGAUCCAGAAGCUUCUUUGGACAAGGAUCAAUUAGGAGAUGUAUUGCAUUGGAUUCGACAAGUUGUAGCUCUUUUUUGUGGUUUAUUAUGGGGAGCAAUCCCAGUGGCCGGAGGCAUUUGGAUCUUCAUAUUUCUGGCCAUAUCCACUGGUAUUAUAUAUGGUUAUUAUGCAAUGAUACUAAAGAUCGACGAGGAAGAAUUUGGUGGACAUGCAACCCUUCUCCAAGAAGGGCUUUUUGCUUCAAUAACUCUCUUUCUGUUGGCGUGGAUUCUCGUCUAUAGCUUGGCCCACUUUUGAUACGUAUUUUAUCUUCAAUUUGGCGUCCUCUGUUUGUAAGUCACAUUCCAAGGAUUCAACUCUUUAGAUGAGGAACAAUUCAUUAUUCCGGAAAACAAUGAGAAACUUUUAGAUUUGAUAAACAAUGAAAAACUCUCUUACUUGAGAAUUGCCUAUAAUUGCCUUUCACUUUUCACCGUGUGACAUUCCGAUUUCACAGAACAUGAAGCUUAUCUUUUUCCCCUUUAUCAUGUUAUGUACAUGUUUGAUUAAAGUUUUACUUUCAUGAAAUAUCCCACAGAAUGUAGCAGUUUGGGGUACAAAGCAUCUGAUGUUAAAUCAAAACUUUUUUCUUUGCUUCAAA